CCUGCCGCUAUGAGUGAAAGUGCUGCCACAGCAAGUAAUUUUCGCAGUCCCGUUAUAUCGGAGACGAAUCUAAUACCCCCAACGGGUCUGGGUGGUGUUGGUGGCAAUAGUAUGAUCAACAACAACAGUGGUGGCAAUUUGACAUUGAGGACCCCGGCUGGUAAUGUCAGAUCAUUAGGGAGCGGCGGCGGCCCACCACCACUGCCGGUAGCACCAUCGGCAUUUGGUGCUGCUGGUGGUGGAUAUGCAAGUGGUUAUGGAGUGGGUGGAUAUGGCAGCGGAGGUUAUGGCUUUGGAAGUAGUUUCGGUGGUAUGGGUGGCUAUGGCGGUUAUGGUAGUUAUGGCAGUGGCUAUGGAGGUUAUGGUGGAUUUGGUGGUGGUUACGGAGGCUUCAAUCGUUAUGGUGGUGGCAUGAAUCCCAUGGAUCCGGAGGCCCGUUUCAUACAAUUAGCAGAGGCCAGUUCACGCCCCGCCUUCCAAAGCAUCGAAUCAUUGGUUAUGGCCAUUGGCAACAUUGCUUCCAUGUUGGAUUCAACAUUUUUUGCCCUGACCAGCAGUUUUCGUGCCAUACUAGGAGUGGCUGCCAAUUUUGGCCGUUUGCGUGGUGUUUUCUCACAAUUUUGGCAUACAUUUGCACUGUUCCGUGGCAUAACAUGGCUGUACAGAAAGCUGCUCUAUUGGCUACGUUUGUCCAAUAUUGAUCCCUCAUCGGAAUCGUUUAAAAAAGCUUUUGCCGAAGCCCUAAAUGAAACCUCAGCCCAGCAGGGUGCACCUAAAUUGCCACGUAAAGGACAAUCGCCCUGGCCAGUGGUGGCAUUUUUGAGUUUCAUUUUCACAGCGCCAUAUUUAAUAAUGAAAUUGUUGGGAACAGUAUCGCAGACAGCUCAAGAAGAAGCCCGCAAUCCCAGCAAAUGGAUACAACCCAUAGAAUCUGUAGCUCUCUACGAUUUCUUGGCUAGAAAUUCUUCUGAGCUAAAUAUAUGCAGUGGUCAGCGUGUAAGAAUUGCUCCCAAAGAAAUACAAAAUACAUUGGGUCUGCUAAAUACCGGUUGGGCCAUGGCCACAACAGAUGGACAAAAUGCGGGAAUUAUACCAAUUAACUAUGUCAAAUCACCGCAACAAAUGCGUCAGGAACAAUUAACGAAACCCGUACUGGAUGUACAACCCCCACAACAAGAGAUGGCAUCAAUGCCACAACCACAAAUUCCCGAAAUGCCAACAACAAAUCACAACAAUUUAGAAGCUGCUACAACACAACCGCAAUUAAUGAAUCUAUCACCCAAUGCCUUUCCAUCACCGCCUGCCACCAGCAACAACUCAGCGGCCUUAGUUGAUGAUUAUGAUUUUGAAAUUGCACCCCAGCCAGUGGGACCUCCCCAAACAGCUGAUGUUGCCCUGCAAAAUGCUUUUUAA
Messenger RNA from Musca vetustissima, 1413 nucleotides. It is a transcript of the gene Pex13, whose product is annotated as peroxisomal membrane protein PEX13. Gene Ontology annotation, biological process: protein import into peroxisome matrix, docking. Gene Ontology annotation, molecular function: protein binding. NCBI's taxonomy places the organism in Eukaryota, Metazoa, Arthropoda, Insecta, Diptera, Muscidae. Gene Ontology annotation, cellular component: peroxisomal importomer complex; peroxisome; peroxisomal membrane. The record is from RefSeq and is a predicted model, not a curated record.